This is a messenger RNA of Dioscorea cayenensis subsp. rotundata (Guinea yam), 324 nucleotides long. Its product is annotated as histone H2AX-like. The record is from RefSeq and is a predicted model, not a curated record. Lineage: Eukaryota; Viridiplantae; Streptophyta; Magnoliopsida; Dioscoreales; Dioscoreaceae. Gene Ontology annotation, cellular component: nucleosome. The coding region runs from base 1 to 324 and encodes 107 amino acids. Gene Ontology annotation, molecular function: DNA binding; protein heterodimerization activity; structural constituent of chromatin. The transcript is spliced from 2 exons.
AUGAAAGCCAAGGAUGGUCAUUGCAAGCGUAAGGGUACUAAAUCUAUCUCUCGUUCCAAGAAGGCUGGCAUCAAAUUUCCUAUUGGUAAGAUCGCUCACUUUCUAAAGGUCGGUAUGUACUCCAAAUAUGUCAGCGCAAAAGCUUCGGGUGUUUUGGAAUUAGCCGGAAAUGAGGUGAGAUAUAAAAAGAAGAAAAGGAUACAACCGAGGCAAAUACAACUUAUAGUGAGGAAUGAUAAAGAACUAAGCAAGCUUUUGCGUUCUGUGACAAUCCCCGGUGGUGGAGUUUUGCCAAAUAUUUAUCCAAAUUUAUCGCAUAAGUAG